AUGGGUGAUUUGACGAACGGUAAUAGCAUAGACGACCGAGGUCUAUCGGUCGUUCCUCGUAGAGAGGAGGACAUCAAAGUUGUAUUUCACAAAGUUGGGGAUGACGACGACGAUGAACACACUACUGAGAGGGUUCAUUUACAAAGUAACAGUCAUGAUGAGAGGGGUAAUGAUGAGGAUGCAAGGACUAGAACAAUGGAAAGCAGCGCGAAGCAAAUAUUAUGUCCUCUUCUGUAUUGUAGAACUGGCGGCGGCGAGGAUCCCAUCUCAACGGACGCAGAAGACACAGUUACCAAAGGUAGCCUUCAAGCUAAAGUUGGAGAGAAUGUAUAUAAUUUCGCUAUCUUAAGAGAUCUACUAACGCAACCACUUGUUUGUUGUGUAUUAAUAUAGUCCAUUGUAUGACUGGAUCUGCUUCCAUCUAGUUGAAGUGAUGAACUUUGAGAUAGAUGGAGAAAUUAGAAAUGAGAAGCAUUGGCGUAGCCAAUGACGAACUCCGUAGCAGCACGUUAUGUAACUGACGUAAUCGCUGUUCUCAAAUUACCGAAUUACUUUACUGAUAAUCAUACAUUUUGCCGCACAAGCCCUUUCAUUUUAAACUAGCUAAUAAUAGCCUAAAUAUUGCAACAUUGUGGCCGCUUCACCUCUCACUUUCAUCAGUCUGAUUAUUAAUUAUUGAAUGUAAUCCGGUUUAACAUUUUCAUCAUCCUCAAAGGGGAUGACGAGGCAUUUUCCCACCAGGAACAAUUCUAUUAUGUGGCUGUAACUUCCUGAAUAGUGUUCCCAAUUUCUGCACCAGAAAACACCUAGUCAUUUAUUAGUUUUUCUUUUCAACAUAGGCUCCUCAUUUGUAAUUUAUUUAGGUAUGAUGACAAAAUUUGAAAGAAUGAACACCUAGCCCACAGGGUGUAAAUCAAACUCACAAAGAAGCCUCUAACAAUGGUGUUGUCUGUUCUCAGAUUAGUCAUAUUCUUCUGCAUGUCUAGUCAGUACAAUUUCCCAUUAUUCUUCCUGUUCAAUUUGAGUCACCCGCCAAUUAGAGGACAUGGGUUCAUGGCACUCUUUCUAUGUAAAGCAAAAAAACAUGAGCAAUCAGUGGGUACAGUGUGUGACAGGCCAACUUUCAGGUUUAUCUAGUAAUAUUCCUGCAGUUUUUACAGCUUGUCAAAAGGUUUUCUGUAGCUGUAAGCCUUAGCAGGGAUUUUCUUCAACAAAGGAGCUUUUGAUAUCACAUUUGAAUACUGUACCUCUUCCUCCUCCCAUUUCACAAUUUCAGACAAACAAAUAUUACAUUCUGUUGUAGUAGUAGGUUAAUGUUCAGUUCCAGACAAGCUAUUUUAACCAGUUCAUGUGUCCUCUGUCCUCAGAGAAAAAGCAUUGUCCAGGACUGGGCCUGUUCUAUGGCCUGCUGGCUACAGUGUUCUUCUCCGUUAUAGCUCUUCUGGUGAAGACAAUAGAUGGAGUCCAUGCUGUAGAAAUCAGUGCCAUUCGCUGCUUCUUCCAGAUGCUGUUUGUGAUGCCUAUGCUUAUCUAUCACAAGUACGUUAUUACAAAACAGUAUUUAACUGUAUUGAACAACUUGACCCCGUGACCCCUGAUAUUUACAUACAAAUAUUUCACAAUUUCCUGUUUUUUAGGACUGGCUUCCUUGGACCAAGAGACAAGCGGGUCUAUUUGGUGAUGAGAGGAUUCUUGGGUUCCAACGCCAUGAUCCUAUUGUACUAUGCAGUGCAGCAGAUGCCCCUGGCUGAUGCAACAGUCAUCAUGUUCAGCAACCCAGUGUUCACCGCCUUGCUAGCCUGGAUCUUCCUCAAAGAGAAAUGCACAAUCUGGGACUGUGUCUUCACUGUCUUCACCCUGGCUGGUGUCAUAAUGAUAGCCAGGCCCCCCUUCAUAUUUGGUGCUCGUAUAGAGGGAAUAGAGGGAGACUACACCAAUCAUCUCAAGGGGACUAUUGCAGCCUUCGGUGGAGCGAUAGGAGCAGCCUGCACUUUCGUUAUACUAAGGAAAAUGGGCAAAAGUGUCCACUACUAUCUGUCCGUGUGGUACUAUGCAGUCAUUGGUUUCAUUGAGUGUGUCAUCACUUUGUUUAUACUUGGUGAAUGGACCAUUCCAUUCUGUGGGAGAGACAGGUGGAUCCUUAUGCUGAUAGCAAUCCUGGGCAUCGCUGGCCAAACAUUCCUCACCAAAGCACUCCAGAUUGAGAAGGCCGGCCCUGUGGCCUUGAUGAGGACCGUCGACGUGGUCCUAGCCUUUAUUUUCCAGUUCAUUUUUUUCAACCGAAAGCCCACCAUGUGGAGUCUCGGUGGGGCGUGUUGUGUGGUCGUCAGCACUUGUGGUGUGGCGCUAAGGAAGUGGUACAGCAACACACACCCAAGAAAGAGCUGA
This is a messenger RNA of Coregonus sp. 'balchen', 2388 nucleotides long. The record is from the annotation of a GenBank genome assembly. Lineage: Eukaryota; Metazoa; Chordata; Actinopteri; Salmoniformes; Salmonidae.